CGCCCCUCCCUUCACCUUCGAAUUCGCUUCACAUAUGUAAGGGCGUGGAUCCUCAGGGUUGCCCUAGCUUUUCCCUUGGAGCCCAAUGCGCUUGUCCUUUACUCCUCUUAAAAGACCCUCUCCUUGCUCUCCUGCCUAUCUGUCAGCGUUGAAUUCCAGUCCUUUAGCACGUCCUCUCCCUCGUCAAUCCUUCAUUCCGUUGGCAUCGACACUUGCCAUUAUGAGUCAAUCACCCUCUCGCUUUCAGCAGCGUCAUGCUGUCCACCCCCCCACUGGCCCUGCAGAGAUGAACUAUGAUACAGCCAACCCUGGCUACAUCCGCAAGUACCUUCGCACAUACGGCCUCACUCCUCCACACGUUGAUAGCUACGAGGUUCAGAAAACGAGAUGUCUCACACAAUUGGCACUCAAGUCAACCGCAAUAGAUAAAUUCCUCUAUCUCAGCGCCAUUAGAAAGAAUAAUGUGCACUUGUUCUACCGUUUGGUUGUAGACCACUUGAAGGCGCUGACACCGUUGAUUUACACUCCCGUGGUUGGAGAAGCUUGUCUGAAAUGGUCGGAGAUUUAUCAACAGCCCGAAGGCAUGUAUAUCAGCUACGAGGAUCGGGGCAACAUCGCUGGGGUCAUCCAGAACUGGCCUCAGCCCAAUGUAGAGAUCACAUGCAUAACCGAUGGCUCAAGAAUCCUGGGGUUGGGUGACCUCGGUAUCAAUGGCAUGGGCAUUCCAAUUGGGAAGCUUGCUCUGUAUACUGCCUGCGCCGGCAUUCGGCCAGAGGUCACUCUUCCUCUCACAUUGGACUUGGGCACAAGCAAUAAAUCUCUGAGGGAAGACCCUCUAUACAUGGGGAGCCGGAGGGAGAAGGUCACUCCAGAACAAGAACUUGAGUUCCUGGAUGAGUUGAUGACUGCUCUGACGGAAAGAUGGCCAGGCAUUGUUAUCCAGUUUGAGGAUUUCAAGAAUCCAUUCCCAGCCCUGGCGCGGUAUCGCCAUAAUUAUACCUGCUUCAACGAUGAUAUCCAGGGUACUGGUGCAGUCAUUCUGGCCGGUGUGAUGAACGCAGUGAAGAAGUCUGGAAUUCCUCCCCAGAAUCACAAAGCCGUGUUCUUGGGGGCGGGGAGCGCCGGUGUUGGUGUUGCCAAACAGAUCGUUGACUUCUUUGUCCGCGAAGGAAUGACCGAGGAUGAAGCUCGGGCCUGCUUCUACCUUGUCGAUACUAAGGGCCUUGUGACUGCUGACCGUGGUGACAAGCUUGCCGCACACAAAGUUUACUUUGCGAGAACAGAUAAUGGCGGCAGACAGUACAAGACUUUGGAGGAAGUCGUCGACUAUGUCAGGCCGACCAUGCUCAUGGGAUUGUCCACCCUUGGCGGAGUCUUCACACCUCAGAUCCUCAAGAAGAUGAGCGAUUGGAAUAAGAAGCCAAUCAUCUUCCCUCUAUCAAACCCUUCUGCUAACUCGGAAUGUAAUUUCGAGUCCGCCGUUGUCAACACCGACGGUCGUUGUCUCUUUGCGUCCGGAUCUCCAUUCCAACCUUUCUCCUACACAAACCACGCUGGUGAGACAAAGACACACUACCCUGGCCAAGGUAACAACAUGUAUGUCUUCCCGGGCAUCGGACUGGGAACCAUCCUUUCAAAGGCCGUAGAGAUCACCGACACCAUGAUAUACGCCUCCGCCCAGGCUCUUUCCACGGCCCUGACAUCUGAAGAAAUUGAACAAGGACUCCUUUAUCCGGACAUUACCAGGAUCAGGGAGGUUAGCGUUUUGGUUGCCCGAGGAGUAAUCCGUGCAGCCCAAGAAGCCAAGGUAGAUCGCGAGACUGGUAUCCGAACGUUCUCCGAUUCCGACCUGGAUGCCUGGAUCAAGUCCCGGAUGUAUAAUCCCCAUGGAGAAGUCCAGUCGCUGGAGAGGGAAGUCGGCCUCCUCCUUUCUUCCAUUGGCCGCCUGAAUGUAAACAGAGAGGAAGGCUCUGCUGCGCACGAAGUGAAUGGAGAUUCGAAACUUUAAUUUUUUUUUUUUUUUUUUUUCUUUUGGCAUUGCUUGGUUUCUUGGUCCCAGCCCAUUUGUUUUCUCUCACGCCUUUUUUUUUAUUUUUUAUUUUUUUCUUUGAUGUCCAUUUUUCAUAAUAUGUUUCCCCAACUAACUAGCAUUUUCAUUCUGAGGUCAUGGCCCGGUUUCACGCAGGGAUGAAGGGGCAGGGUCCGGGAUCAAAAAGUCAUGUCAUGAGUGUUUGCCUAUUAUGUUCUGAUGCCUUGGUGUAUUGAAACCCUGCCCGCCUUGGAAGUUCGUGAUAUCCUGAUUUUGGUAUACAUUGUAGAGGUGCAUGGAUGCGCCUCCUGCCCCCGACUAUGUUUAGUUACAUGAUGCAUUUGUAGCCUGGUUUAAAGGUGUGAUUUUGUCGACUUUGCUGCUCUUUUCUGUUGACUAUUCCUAACUAUCUUGAAUAAAUUUUGGGGUAGUUGGUAGUUAA
Molecule: messenger RNA, 2471 nt
Organism: Coccidioides immitis RS
Lineage: Eukaryota; Fungi; Ascomycota; Eurotiomycetes; Onygenales; Onygenaceae
Product: NAD-dependent malic enzyme
Exons: 6
Coding region: 86-2008 (640 amino acids)
Biological process (GO): malate metabolic process; pyruvate metabolic process
Cellular component (GO): mitochondrion
Molecular function (GO): malate dehydrogenase (decarboxylating) (NAD+) activity; NAD binding
Source: RefSeq, a predicted model, not a curated record